Medicago truncatula (barrel medic) is the source of this 3901-nucleotide messenger RNA. Its product is annotated as SKP1-like protein 21. Gene Ontology annotation, biological process: ubiquitin-dependent protein catabolic process. The transcript is spliced from 10 exons. NCBI's taxonomy places the organism in Eukaryota, Viridiplantae, Streptophyta, Magnoliopsida, Fabales, Fabaceae. The coding region runs from base 2412 to 3473 and encodes 353 amino acids. The record is from RefSeq and is a predicted model, not a curated record.
CGGACACGGAUACCUGACACGACACUUACACUGACAUAUGUCUGUAAUAAUUUGAGAAAAUGAAUACAUUUACACGUGUCGAAGACGGAAUACACAUUGUUGCUACUGAGAUUUUGAUUGUUAUAAAUUUUCAAGUUAAAAUUGAAACUGUAGUGUUAAUAUGGAGUGAAAUUUUGUGAUUAUGUUGGUUUGUUAAUUACUGUAUUGUUGUUAUUCAAACUUAAUUUGAUGUUUAUGAAUGAGUAUGUCACAUAAUUUGAAUAUUGUUUUUGAUUAUUUUGGGACUAGUUUUACCUUUUGUUAUUGGAAUGAUCUUGUUUAUUUAUGAUACAUUGAUACUGGUACUGAUAAUUUUAAAAAAUUACAAAAUUCAAAGUAAUCAUGUGUGUUGGUGUCGUGUCGGACUCACCUUCGAUCAGAAGUGUCGGGGCUAUAGAGUUGUUUACUUUGUAUUAGAGGGAGAAAAAUGAUAUUUUUUUUGAAAAAAGAGGGAGAAAAAUGAUGUUGAAAAAUGUUUUGCGUUUUAAGUUAGUUUGUUAACUUAGAGGUUUUUGAUGCGGAAUCCUUAAGACAAUGAAGUUACUGGAAUUGAAUGGUUUUUUUACUUGGAUUUUUUAGUUCGAUUUCAGUUGUUGAGUUGUCAUGAUGGUGUAAUUACCGGAAAUGGAUGUUUUGACGUGGAUUUUUUAGUUUGCUUUUAGUUGUUAAAAUGCCAUGAUGGUGCAAUUGCCAGAAAUUAAUUGUUGUGACUUGUAUUUUGAGUUUGGUUCUAGUUCAUGAAAUUGCCAAAAAUGAAUGGUUUUAACUUGGAUUUAUUAGUUUUGUUUUAUUUGUUGAUUCAUCGUGGUGGUGAAAUUGUCAGAAUAUAAUGGUUUUGACUUGCAUUAUUUAGUUUAGUUUUAGUUGCAAUUGUCAGAAAUGAAUGGGUUUUGGCUUGUAUUUUAUUUUUAUUUUUAUGGGUCAAUUAGAGUUUUGUAUCAAGAGGUGUCUGCUUUUGUGCUUGGUCAUUCAAUUGAUACGAAAAGGCACAUGUGGUUGAAAAUGGUUUACUUUUAUAGCUUAUUCAAUAUCAGAAAAUGUCUCAAACCAAGUAGACUCUUGAUUUUUUACUGUCAUUUUCAUUUCAGAUGAAAUGUUUUACUCAAUAAUUUUGUGAUGUUGGAAACUAGAUUUUGUCUUUUUUAAUAUUUCUUUCUUAAAAUCAUAAAACAAAAAUAAACUAAAAGCAAGAUGAUACUUUUGCAAUUAUCAGCGAACAAUUAAGAAUGAUCUGUAAAUAGUAAGAAAAAAUGGACCUUGUUGGCCAUAGGUUGUUUGCACUUUGUAAUGAAUGGUAUUCAUUGAUACAAUAUGCAGAGAGCAAAGUUAGUAAGAUGUGCAAGUAGAUUUUGGGUUAUUUUUUCUUUUUCAAUUGUAAUUAUUUUUGUCACUCUUGUUAUCACUUGCAUUUAUGGUAGAGUUUAAAAUGCCGCAGUUGUCUUUAUGAUACUGAUAUUGAGGAAGGUAUGGCUUCAAAUUAGGAGUCCACACAUGAUGGGAAUGAUACUAAUUUGUGGCGACCAAGCUGCGCUACUGUUAGGAUAUCAAGUAUUAGAUAAUUAGAGUAGUUACGAGUUAGUAGAAGUUAGUUAGUAAGUUGAUAAGAUUGUUUGGUGAUUUUUAAGAGUUGUCAUUUUGUUAUUAUUAGAAAGUAUUUAAAUAGCCCUCAAUUGGUAGAGGGGAAGGAGAGCUUUGAAUAAUUAAAUUUUGUGAGUAAAGAAUUAUCUAGUGGGAAAUGAGAGUUCUCCUUUGGGUGUAGCUUCUUGUGCAAGGUUAUCAUCUUCACUUUAUACCUCUUGUAUCUUCUCUUUUAAUCUCUCUUACACCGAUAUGUAAUCCUUCAUUUAUUUUCAAUCUUGGAAUUCUUUCUUGCUCAGAGAGGGUAUUCUAACAGAUACAUAUUGCUUCCAACCCAUUUUUUCUUGAAAGAACUAAGCACAUAGAGAUCGACUGUCACUUUGCAAGAGAUUAGAUUCUUUCAGAAGAAAUCGUAACUGAUUUUGUUGGUACAAAUGAUCAAUUGUCUGGCAUAUUUACGAGGUCCCUUAGAGGACCUCAGGUUGAAUCUAUUUGUUACAAGCUUGGUGCAUAUGACAAGUAUGCUCCAGCUUGAGGAGGAGUGUUAGAAUUAAGUAAAUCUUUCAAAAUUCCUUUAAUUGUACAACUUCCUAAAGUGAAAUAUUUUCCGUGAAGACCUUGUAAAGUAAUUCAGGGUUCAGGAUAUGAUCGGUAAACCUUGGAGCUGCAGUUUGAACGUUGAAUACAUUAUAUUCUCAAUUGUUGAUUUAUGAAUGCUGUCGUUACUGAACUGAGACAACAAAUUGUGCCAAAGCCCUAGUAAUUACAACUUAGAAGCUGUGUAGUUUUUUCAAAUGUCCGGCGCUGCUAUGGAAAUUGUGAAAUCUGAGAUGAAAUCCUACAUCUGGCUUCAAACUGAGGAUGGUUCUAUUCAACAAGUAGAAGCGGAGGUUGCGAUGUUUUGCCCUAUGAUUUUCAAUGAAGUAAUUCAGACAGGCAUGGGGUCUUCCAAAACUUAUGCUAUAUCUCUUCCGCAACGUGUCACUCCUGCAAUGUUGGGUUUAGUACUUGAUUACUGUAGGUUCCACCGAGCACCGGGACGUUCUAAUAAGGAGCGCAAAACUUUUGAUGAGAAAUUUAUCCGUAUUGAUACAAAGAAGUUAUGCGAGUUGGCGUCUGCUGCACACUACCUUCGACUGAGGCCUUUGGUUGAUCUGACCACCCGGGCACUUGCUCGGAAGAUUGAAGGAAAAACUCCUGAAGAGAUUCGUGAAACAUUUCAUUUGCCUGAUGAUCUCACUGAGGAGGAGAAGCUUGAGCCUAUCAAAAACAUAACUGAUGAUCCACAUAUCCGACUUUUGAAUAGAUUAUAUGCUAGAAAGAGGAGAGAAUUAAAAGAGAGGAAUAAAUUGAAGGAUGUUGAGGUUGAGGAGGAACCAAAGGAUGAACGCUCAGUUGAUGAUCUGCUUUCAUUUAUUAAUGGCCCAGAUGGAGAUAUAAAAGGAACUAGAUCAAACAAGAAUAAAAAGAAGAAUAGGAGAAGGAAAGACACCGCAAAAGAUCCGUCUUUUAGAAGUGCAAAUGAAAAUCAUAGUAAGGAGUUCAAUCCUCUUCCUUCUGCAUAUCAUAAUGCCAAUUUUGAAGAUGCCUUAGAGGCCUCUGGCGUGCAAGAUCAUAUUGCUGUUAAUUUUUCUUCAAAGAUCGAGUUUAAUGAAAGUGAUUUUGAUGAUGAUGACUUCGAUCCUGCAAUGAAGGAGGAGCUUGACAGGGAAGUUGAAGAUUUUGCACGCAGAUUAAAUUCAGAUUGGCCUGCAAGGAUUCAAAUUUUACCUUCACACCAAAACAGAAGACUAACACCAAUUUCCAUGAAUAGCAAUGGUUCAACCAACCGAUGUACAAGUUUUGGUCGGAGAUAGUGCAGCCAGUACUGUCAGAUACUUUAAUUUCCAAGGCGAGUAAAGGCAGGCCGGGUGCAAGGGGUGCUGCUGGUGAUAUUCAGUACCCGCUUUUCGUUCUUGAGUGAUGCUCAUGCUGUUGCCUACCAAUGCUUGUGUUUUGGAUUUUAAAUGUCAUGCUACGGUUAUUAUUUUUAAGCAUGGUAACUUUUUUUCUUUUCGCAAUUGGCGGCAUAUACCACAAUAGAUUAAAGCCAAUGUUUUGACGAAAAAUCGAGAUUUUACUUUUGAGAACAAAACUAGUGAGGUUUAACAAAAUUUUUAUCCACUCCGUAGUGACAACAACCACAAAUGAGUCCUUGGUGUUUUUUAUGCCAUGAUCUCAAGUAAUUUGAUAACCAUGGAAUUCCAAAUUUUUAUGUAGUACAAAUUUAAUUUGUUUACAAGUA